Erythranthe guttata (spotted monkey flower) is the source of this 2565-nucleotide messenger RNA. RefSeq names its product glutamate receptor 2.8. Gene Ontology annotation, molecular function: ligand-gated monoatomic ion channel activity. The record is from RefSeq and is a predicted model, not a curated record. Gene Ontology annotation, cellular component: membrane. NCBI's taxonomy places the organism in Eukaryota, Viridiplantae, Streptophyta, Magnoliopsida, Lamiales, Phrymaceae.
AUGACCAGUUUGUCGUUGGCUCUUUCCGAUUUUUACUCGUUGAACUCAAACUAUUCGACAAGAAUUGUGCUUCAUACUAGGGAUUCAAAUGGACGAGUCACCGAUGCUGCAGCUAGUGCUCUCAAUUUGUUGAAGGAUGUACAAGUUGAUGCAAUAAUUGGUCCUCAAAAAUCGGCACAAGCAAACUUUGUGAUUGGUCUUGGAAACGCAUCAAAUGUGCCGAUUAUUUCUUUCUCGGCAACGAGUCCUUCUCUCCAUCCUCAAACUCCCUAUUUCGUUCAAACCGCUCUAAGUGAUGAUGCUCAAGCCGAUGCCGUUGCCGCGGUAGUUAAGUACUUCAAAUGGCAUCAAAUUGUUCUCGUGUACGAAGAUUCAGAUUAUGGUAAUGGCAUCACUCCGUACCUAUCGAAUGCAUUCCAACAAGUAAAUGCUCGAGUUUCAUACAGAAGCGUGAUUCCUAUCUCGACAACUAAUGAUUUCAUUCUUCAAGAGAUGUACAAGAUGAAAACUAUGCAGACGAGGGUGUUUGUGGUCCAUACUUCGAGCGCUCUUGCUUCUAGAAUAUUCUUGAAAGCAAAGGAAGCAGAAAUGAUGAGUGAGGGCUAUGUGUGGAUCGUAACCACCGGGAUCAUGGAGUUGUUUUAUUCGUUGGAUUCGAAAGUCGUAGAGUCUAUGCAAGGAGUUGUUGGAGUACGACCUCUCGUUCCAAGAUCGAGUAGACUCAAUUCCACCACCGCAAGGUGGACGAAGAAGUUUGCAGAUGACAAUGCCGGAGUUUCUCCACCGCCAGAGAUGAACCUCUACGCCUUGUGGGCAUACGAUGCUUUGUGGGGAUUGGCUACGGCUGUCGAUAAAACCGGAGUUCGGGAACAACCAAUUUCUUUGCAAAACGCAACCGCUCUUAACUAUACUAACAUGUUUAUUACUGAAACGUCGUUGACAGGUCCAAUAAUUCUAGCAACAAUGUUGGAUACUAAAUUUGAAGGUCUCGCCGGGAAUUUUCAAUUGAUUAAUGGGCAACUGCAGCCGUCAUCUUUUCAAGUAUUGAACGUAAAUGGAGAGGAGCUGAAGCAAGUUGGAAUAUGGACACCACUAUUGCAAAACUCGUCAAGUCAAACGAAUGCGAACAUGACGGGUUUUGUAGGUGAGAAAUUGGAGAAUAUUAUAUGGCCCGGAGAAUCGAGAAACGUACCAAAGGGAUGGGAGGUUCCUGUAAGCGGUAAAAAGCUUAGAGUUGGGGUACCAAUAAACGCCGGUUUUCCGGAAUUCGUAAAAGUGGAAAUGGAUCCUCAAACAAACAGUACUAAAAUAAGUGGAUUGUACAUAGAUUUGUUCGACACAAUCAUGUCAGCACUACCUUAUGCAGUGCGAUACGAGUUCGUCCCGUUUGUAAAAUCUGACGGCUCGUGUGCUGGGAGUUACGAUGAUUUAUCAUACCAGGUUUCUAUCGGGAACUACGACGUUGUUGUUGGAGAUAUAACGAUCACAACCACGAGAUCAGAAUACGUCGUGUUCACUCUUCCGAUAGAAGACGGUGGGGUUACGAGGACACAGAAAAUCCAAUACGACGACGAUCCGAGUGAUAAAUGGUUCUUCUUGAGGCCCCUCAAAUGGGAACUAUGGUUAACUAUCUUAUCCCUCUUCGUUUUCACUGGAUUGGCUCUCUGGAUUCUCGAACAUAAGUUCAAUGAAGAAUUUAGAGGCCGACCCGCAGGAUACCUCGGCUUAAUUUUCUACAUCCCUUUCAUGUCGAUAGUAUUCGCGCACCGGGAAAAAAUGGUGACGAAUUUAGCUCGACUCGUUGUAACUGUGUGGAUAUUCGUCGUGCUUGUAUUGGUCUCGACUUACACAGCGAGUCUUUCAGCAAGACUAACGAUAUUCAAGCUUCAACAAGGCGAUACGGAUAUAAAUAAUCUCAUCAGAAACGGAGAUUACGUGGGGUGCCGUGAGGGCACUUUCCUUGUGGAGUUCUUGAAAAGGCUUGGAUUCCACGAGUCCAGGAUCAGAGUAUACAAACUUCCAGAGGAAUUCGAUAACGCGUUGUUGAAUGGAAGUGGGAAAGGCGGGAUAACCGCAAUGUUUUCUCGAACACCUUACGCGGAUCUCUUCUUGUCCAAGUACUGUAACAAGUACAUGAAAGUGGGUUCCCCGUUUCUUACGGAGGGGGUCGGCUUUGGUUUCCCGAAAGGGUCGCCGUUGGUUGGGGAUGUGUCGAGUGCUGUCACUAAACUGACGGAUAAUCAUAUGAUAUCGGAAAUAAAGACGCGUUGGAUCAAACAAUCCGGGUGUACCGACAGUGAUACGUCUCAGGUGGGGUGGACCAACAUAGGCUUAAAAAGUUUCAAAAUAUUGUUUGGGGUAACGGGUGCGGUCACGGGGACGUGUGUUGUGGUAUUUAUAGUGUACUUGAUGUAUAGUAAAAGGGUUGAAGUGAGGAAGAUUUACGGUGAUUCGAGAACAAGUGGUUGGGAAAAAGUGUGCGGAAUUUGGGAGAUUUUUGACGAAAGAGACCGCGAAUUUCUCCCGGAGGAAGGAGUUCAAAUGGUGGACAGAAAUGCAGGUUGA